Molecule: messenger RNA, 1794 nt
Organism: Trypanosoma cruzi
Lineage: Eukaryota; Euglenozoa; Kinetoplastea; Trypanosomatida; Trypanosomatidae
Exons: 1
Coding region: 1-1794 (597 amino acids)
Biological process (GO): DNA replication initiation
Cellular component (GO): nucleolus
Molecular function (GO): chromatin binding
Source: RefSeq, a predicted model, not a curated record
AUGCAGCGAUACCUGAUGAACACGUCCUACCUCCAGGACCAACUGAAGGAGCUCCACGCGCUGCAUAACAAGACCGUGACGGAGUACGGCGAGUUGGUGGAGAACCUCUUCAAGGAGUGCUCGAUCCUCUGCGACGUGAUCCCGAACUAUAAGAUUUCCGCCACGCUCGAGGAUGAGGAUGGCGCUCAGGGGGGUCGCAAGCAGAAGGAGGUGUAUCUUGUGCAGAAGCUGGAGCAUGAAGUGCUGGCACAAUAUGAACACUUCCUGCAGCUUCUUCGUAAAUUACAACGGAAGACGCAUCCGGAGCAACAGGCACUUGGGAGUCGUCUUUGUGCUCAGUUGGUCAAUAGGGCGGCAGACUUCAACCACGCCGAUAGACUGCUAUCACUGGCAAUACACUUUGCAAAUGCGAAGUCCACACGGGUUGCGCAGCCAGCACUGAAGGCCCUUGCAGAACUUCUCGAUGGACAGAUGGUGUCGGAUGCCACAGAGUCCAUUGUGUCCUCCAUGCUAGACAUUGUGCGCAAGCAGAGUUAUGCGAUGAAUCCGAAGCUGCUCUAUCUUCUUCUUCAUAUUCGUGUGGCGCUGGUGGACAUGCAUCGCCGUGACCUGACGGAGGAAAAGGCCAAGAACAAGCGACUCAAGAAGGAAGAUAGGGAGUUGGCUCGGCAAAUGCAGAAAAGUAAAGCCCGUCGGGAUCGGGCCGAGGUUGCCGUUAAGCAAAGCCGAAUUCUACACCGUGUUUUUGUCAUUUAUUUGCGUGUUAUCGAGGCUUCCAAGUCUUGUUCACCGCGGCAUCAAACACGAAUUCUUGCCCCGACAUUGGAGGGGCUGGUGAAGUUUGCUCCACUUAUCAAUGUGGAGCUCUACCAGCAGCUUUUGACAGCCCUGAAGGACCUUGUCAAUGACGAGACAACAUCCAUGACAACAAAGUUGCAUGCUCUUGUUGCGGUUGCCACGCUGGCGCAGAGGGACGCCACUGCGACUGCCGGCGAGUGGCGGGUGGACCUCAGUUACUUCCAUGAAGUACUCUUUCGUUGUCUUCCUGAGGCGCUUGGCAUCCCACGGAGUGACACGGAACAAAAGUUCGGUGCAGCAGAAGAGGCUUCAGAUGGGGAUGAGACGGCAUCACAAGGCUCCACUUCAUCCGCCGGUUCCCUCUCCUCUCAGGCAUUUUCGAUUGUCGAUUCCAUGGCGCAAGCAAAUAUUUUGCAGCCCAACGUCUCAAAAGAGUGGACGUUCCGUGUGGGCCUGGUGCUACGUGCUGUGGACUUGCUGGUGCUCUCACAGAAGCAUCUACCCAUCCCCCGUGUGGCUGCCUUUGUUCGCCGUAUCAUGCAAGCCAUCCCAUUGUGCCCGCCACACAUUGGACUUUCUUUGCUCACAUUAGUUCACCGCCUCAUCUUGCGCUAUCCUGCUGUCGGUGGAAUUAUCAUUGGCGGCAGCGACAAUGUCAUUGUGGGACGCGGCGCGUACAAUCCAGCGGCAACACAAACUGCUUCCUCGAAUGCCGAGAGUAGUUUUACGUGGGAAAUCAGUCUCUUGACGAGGAGUUUUCAUCCCACAAUGCGACGUGUCGCGGAUGCCUUUUGCCGUCACUUCCACAAACUGUCCAAGGCGACGCAGGGGCAGCCGCCAGUGGUGACAAAACAGUUGGACGCACUUGGACCGUAUGAAGUGCUGGAGUCUUACGACCCGUCGACGGGGGAGUUGCGACCGCCCCCACCACCGCCGGAGUCGGUGCGGCGAAGGAGCGGCGCCACAAAGCGAGACCGUAACGGCACGCCGCUGUAA